Erpetoichthys calabaricus (reedfish) is the source of this 2065-nucleotide messenger RNA. Its product is annotated as 4F2 cell-surface antigen heavy chain-like. Gene Ontology annotation, biological process: amino acid transport; carbohydrate metabolic process. Lineage: Eukaryota; Metazoa; Chordata; Cladistia; Polypteriformes; Polypteridae. The transcript has 9 exons. The record is from RefSeq and is a predicted model, not a curated record. The coding region runs from base 95 to 1633 and encodes 512 amino acids.
GUAGCAAAGCAGUUGUAACCGCGGAGUUAUAGUUACUGUAAGCGGAGCUUGGGCAGGUGUUCUCUUGUGAAAGGUUUUUCUGUAGUCUUGCAUCAUGAGCAAAGAUAGUGAAGUGGACAUGAAAGAGGUAGAGCUGAAUGAAAUGGACAUGGAGAAACAGCCAAUGAACACACAAGCAAUGGAUUAUCCUGCAGAGAAGAAUGGCUGUGUUAAGGUUAAGGUGCCUGAGGAAAUGGAGGAGAAAUUCACUGGCCUAUCCAAAGAAGAACUGCUGAAAGUGGCAGGGACACCAGGUUGGGUGCGAACACGUUGGGCAUUGCUCAUCCUGUUUUGGCUGGGCUGGCUUGGAAUGCUUGCAGGUGCCAUUGUAAUUAUUGUACAAGCGCCUCGCUGCAAGCCCAUUCCUGAGCAGAAGUGGUGGAAUAAGGGUGCCAUGUACCAAAUCAGCAGUGUUGAGAACUUCCAAGAUUCUAAUGGUGAUGGAAAAGGAGACCUCACAGGAAUUAAAAAUAAAAUUGAUCAUCUGGAAAAGUUAAAAGUUAAAGGCCUAAUACUGGGACCAAUAUAUCAAAGUACAUUUGGCUCUGACACAGACAUGCUCACCAUUGAUCAGACGCUAGGCCUUAAAGAACAUUUCACAAUUCUGUUAGAAGCGGCACAGAAGAAAGAUAUUGGAGUAGUUUUGGAUUUAACUCCAGAUGACAAGAAUAACAAUCCUUGGAAUAACAUUUCUAGCCCAGAGGUGCAAAACAAAUUGAAAGCUGCCUUUGAGCACUGGCUGACGACUGGAAUAGAUGGAAUCAUGAUAAGUCAAAUCGAAGGCAUUAAAGACAAUGCCCCUUCUCUCUUUGAUGAACUGAGGAAUCUAACAGACAAAUAUACUACUGAUACUCGGCCCAGGGUCUUGAUAGGUGUGACAUCCUCUAAAAAUAUUGCAGAAGUAGUGGAAAUUCAGAAUAUCUCUAGGACUGAUUUGCUUUUAUCUGGAAUCCUGCAAAACUCUGGAAGUCCUCCAAGUGGAUCACGGGUUGCAUUAGAUGUACAGGAGUAUAUAGAAAGACUAGGAAAUUCCUCACCUGCAUGGUCGGUGGGAAGUCGCACUAUGGGUCAUUUAUCAUCUCUAGUGGAAGACAGGCUUGUGAGGUUAUAUUCUAUGAUGCUGUUCACUCUUCCGGGGACACCAUUCAUCAACUACGGUGAUGAGAUCGGCCUUUCAGACUAUUCAGCAGAGAAUCCAAACACUAAAUUUCCUAUGAUGCUGUGGAGUGGCAGUUCAAAUAUGUCUGUCGAGAGUCAAAAACUAGAUGGAAAUUCCUUGCUGAACCUGUAUAUACAGCUGAGUGAACUAAAAGUGAAGGACCGUUCCUUAAAACAUGGGGAUUUCUUCACCAUCUUUCAUGACAAUAAUGUCUAUGCUUACUUACGAGAGUGGGACCAGAGUGAACGGUUCCUUACAGUUUUAAAUUUCGGAGAUACACAAACUCCGGUGUCACUGAAACAUGAAAAAUUACCGGCAGGAGCCGAAGUGGUCCUUAGCACUCACCCACAGCGACAAAAAGAACACGUGGACCUCACGAAACUGAUGCUUGAGCCCAGUGAAGGACUUUUAUUGAGGUUCCCCUAUGUAUCCUAAAUACCAGCUCUAGACACUUUAGGGGUUCUUUCAGGCUUUUUAGGCAGCACCACCUACUGCAAGGCAUUACAUAGCCACACUGAGGAAGUUGACAUGCAACUUGUGUGAAAGUUGCUACAGGUGGCUUCAAUCCAGGGGGGGAGAAUAAAAGUUGUACUUACAGUUUUGGUUUGGUUAAAAGGUAUACGUUUGGAAAGGACUAACAUUAAGUUUAGCGUUUUAAUGUCCUUUUUCAGCAGAUUAUUUGAUGCUGCUUAAAUGGUUUUGAAAACUUUUAACAAUUGACAUUCCCAGCUAAAUUACUGUAGAAAUUUUUCAAGUUUUUGUACUAAGACAAAUGCAUAAAAUAUGGUUGAUAAAGGUAGCAUUUCCCCUCAAGUUUGUUUUUUUGAAUGGCAUAAAGAAAAGGGGGAAAAUAAAGUUUUAGAAAUU